This is a messenger RNA of Phlebotomus argentipes, 1975 nucleotides long. RefSeq lists its product as uncharacterized. Bases 140 to 1963 code for a protein of 607 amino acids. Lineage: Eukaryota; Metazoa; Arthropoda; Insecta; Diptera; Psychodidae. The transcript is spliced from 6 exons. Gene Ontology annotation, molecular function: metal ion binding. The record is from RefSeq and is a predicted model, not a curated record.
UCGAGAAAUAACGCGUCGGUGCGUGCUCUUCUGUUUAGAAAUUUGUGAUAUCUUCGCUAAAAUCAAGUGGCACGGUGAUAUUGUUUGAUCAGAGCCUCAGUUGAGAUUUGCAGAUUGACUUAAUAUAGAGUCAAGUGCCAUGAACACCUGCGAUAUGAUUGAUAAUCUCCAAGUCGCUUUUCGCGACAUGCAGCGGCUUGUCGAGUCUUACAACUCUUUGUUCCAAUAUUGGACAAAUCAAGACCAUUCAUUGGUGAAUUCCAUCAAUGCAAAUGCGAUGUAUAAUGACCUGAACAGCAUUCUGAACGUUGUGAAGACUUUCAAUACUGCCGGCUCUUUGAUUUGCUUCACCAGCGUUUUGCCAACUAAAAACGAAGCCAACGAGACUGAAAACUGCAACAAAGCUGUGAAUGAAGUCAAGAUCAUUAACGAACCAUCGAAUACUCUGCAAGAUUAUCAGACAAGAGAAUUCAACUUCAGCAAAAUUCUUCUUGAGGAGGGCGAUGCAGGGAAGUGUCUCAUAUCGUUUGUGGAUGAGAACAAGGGACUGAUCAACAUGACUGUGGUUUCUCCGGAGAACCUGAAGAUGUUUUCCAGUCUGGAGCAGGAAUGCCUGAAGAACGGCGAGUAUCAGUGGAUUCCACCCUCGAAUACCAUCUUCGGCUACCAUGACAUCGCAAACAAGGCAUUCUUCAGGGCUGUUUGUGUGAAUAACAACCGCAAAUUUUCAGAUGACAAAAUUGACAUCUUCCUCGUGGAUUUUGGACAGUACGACAAAAUCGACACCGUGGGACCUUUCUAUAAGCUCUCUGGGAAUUACAGCAGCAUUCCAGCUCAGGCCAGAGUGGCCAAACUACUCAAUGUCGAUGGUUAUCCCUUCGAUGAAUGGUCAGACAAACUGAGGACAGAUGAUCAUUUCAAUUUCAAAGUCGUUGAAGUGACGAACAAUAUCAUCUGCAUUAAUUUGAUGACGGAGAAGACAAACAAUCCCUCUGCUUUGGAUGACAGUGAUAUUUUACUGCCAUCCAAUGAUUUUGACUUGUCUGCGGAACUUCCACUGCCUCCACCUGCUUUCAGAAGCAGCAAUAGUGGAUCUUCGAGUAUGAAAAGCGUGCCGCAUAAUGGCUGUGACUUCAAACAUGAAGCUGAGGAGAACUUCAUGUUCAACGACGAUGAGGAUGAGGAAGAGUUGACGGGGACGAGUAAUGCCCUGAAGGCUGUCAUGGGCUUCGUUCCGCGGGACGACAGAGACUACUGCCAGUUCUUCGACCCAAAGACUCUGAGCUGCUUCAAGGGGGCGCAUUGUCGCAAAGUGCAUCUGCCGCUGGAUGAGAAUGGAAUCACUCAGGAUACCCAAACGGUCAGAAUGUCCAUUGCAAGUCCCACAAUGCCCACAGUGGGCGAUGAGAUCCAGGGAUUCAUCACGUGUGUGGUGAAUCCAGAGAUCUGCUAUGCCCACUUCACCAUUGGCGCUGUGCCGAAGCUGUUUCUGCUCAAUGAUCACAUCAGCAGACUUGUGGAGGAGAAUGCGCUGCAGCCCAUCAAUCACACACUGAACAAGUUUGAUCUCGUGACGGCCUUCUACGAUGGCCACUGGUACAGGGCUCAAGUGGUGGACUUCCCGGCUGGCCAGAAGUACCGCGUGCGCUACAUGGACUACGGGAAUACGGCAGAGGUGACGAAGAAUGACUUGCGCAAGUGGUGCUCAGAGUAUGAUCACACGCCCUUCUUUGCGCAUCGCGUGCGAAUUGCUAACAUUGCCACGAUUGAGGGGAAAAUCGUGGCGGCCACAAAGCAUCUUCAGAAGGCACUCAUGGGCGGCACUCAGCUGAAUAUGAACAAGAUCACGAUGAAUGUGAUAUCUGUUGAUCCAGAGAUCAGGAUGACUUUUAUCGAUGCUGAUGGCUUCGAUGUUGGCGAGAGCAUGAUUGCUCUCGAGUUAGUGAAUCCACGACAAAUUUAGACCAAAAAUCUC